This is a messenger RNA of Phoenix dactylifera (date palm), 1333 nucleotides long. RefSeq names its product indole-3-butyric acid response 5 (gene IBR5). NCBI's taxonomy places the organism in Eukaryota, Viridiplantae, Streptophyta, Magnoliopsida, Arecales, Arecaceae. Gene Ontology annotation, molecular function: MAP kinase phosphatase activity. The record is from RefSeq and is a predicted model, not a curated record. Gene Ontology annotation, biological process: negative regulation of MAP kinase activity; auxin-activated signaling pathway; protein dephosphorylation. Gene Ontology annotation, cellular component: nucleus.
CAAAAGUUCUCGCCCCGGUUCCUUUCUUUGCCUCUGGGUUCCUCUCUGAAGUCUUUUCUUCACCCAGCUCCACGAACAAACCCUCAAUUCGAUCCUCUCCUCGCGCUUCUCGAUCUCGGAAUCGCCACUCUCGAUCUGAGGCGCCGUUCGCACAGCUCGAUUCUCCUUGGUUUGAUCUCGAUUGCAUUUUUUAGAGGGAUUUCGGUGCUCAUCGCGUGCGAUGAGGAAGAGGGAGAGAGAGAACCCAUGCGGGGUCUGCGGCCACUACCACAAGUACGAGGAGGGGGAGGUCUGUGGGGUGUGCGGUCACCGGAUCCCGGCGGCGGAGGAUCGGUCGGUGCAGCAGGGCGGCGCGUUCCCGUCGGAGAUCCUGAAGGAUUUCCUCUAUCUAGGGAGCUACGACAACGCGUCCAGGGCGGAGCUCCUCAAGACCCUCGGCAUCUCCCGCAUCCUCAAUACUGUGCCUGCAUGCCAAAAUCUGUAUAAGAAUUCUUUCACAUAUCAUUGCCUCCAAGAUGACAAGCACUUGCAAUUUGAUGAUGCAAUCCAAUUUUUAGAGCAAUGUGAAAGGGACAAGGCGCGGGUUCUCAUUCACUGCAUGUCAGGCAAAAAUAGGUCAGCAGCUUUUGUAAUAGCCUACUUGAUGAAAAGCAAAGGAUGGCAAUUUGCACAAAGUUAUCAGUGGGUUAGACAUCGUAGGCCGAUGGUGGAGUUGUCCCCAGCUUUUCAUCAGCAGUUACUAGAGUAUGGGCAGAAGAUCUUUGGAUCCAAUGAGCCUGUGCCUGUCCAACCUCUGAUUCCAUCAGAUUCGGUUCCAUCUUUUGGGUUUGGGUAUUCCAAGACAAUCAGUAAUCCUCCAGUUCAGAUGUUCAAUCAGCCCACCGUGCCAUCCAUCUUUGAACGCAUUGGUCCGAACACCACCCCCAGUAAUUUUGUCUUUGGAUCUGGGAGAAAUACGGAUCAGAGAAUCAUGGAAAGCAGUGCUUUUAGUGCCAUCCUUCCAACUGGGAGUGAAACCCCUAUGGAUAGCUCUUCUUGAGUUCAUACAUCCCGUGUGCAUUCUAUGUUGCUUAGCAGAAAAAGUUGCAUAUCAAGAUCUUCCUGACAUUUGAAGCAUAGAUAUGAAGUUGAUAUUCUACAUUCCCAAGGUUUCGGUCCAGAAUGUAUUUUUAAGAGAAAAUGUAUGCGGUUACUGUCUCCCCUUUUUGUCUUUGUAAUUGUAUGGAAUCAUGCUACAGAGCUGUAACUCUUGCUAUAAUGCUCGAAGAAUUCCUUGUCCAUAUUAAUGUCGAUUAUUCAGAAAUUUUUAUUUAUUUAGGGCUUGUUUGGGUAA